Molecule: messenger RNA, 1898 nt
Organism: Amaranthus tricolor (Joseph's coat)
Lineage: Eukaryota; Viridiplantae; Streptophyta; Magnoliopsida; Caryophyllales; Amaranthaceae
Exons: 6
Coding region: 209-1495 (428 amino acids)
Cellular component (GO): chloroplast thylakoid membrane; chloroplast envelope
Source: RefSeq, a predicted model, not a curated record
UUGUGUUCAAUUGUGGAUGCCCCUUUGUUCGACUCUCGGUCACUCGGCCAGUCGGCCUACCCUAAACGCCUUUUAAUAAAAAAAAUAAAUAAAUAAAGUAAAAAUAAACCAUGUUCUCAAGUACACUAUAAAAAGAUGAUAAUGAAUCUCAUUUGCUCACACAAUUAGUUACCCCCGCCAUUUCUCCACUGCCUUUGCCCAUUUUCCGAUGACUCAAUCCAUGUUUACACAAAAUCUACAGAUACGGGUGGGUAUUAAUGGAACCUGUUUCGGAUUAGACAGGAUUUCGUCUCUCUCGGUACCCAUAUCCAUAUCCGCACAGCGCCCAGGUUGUUAUCUCCAGAACUUUAACAAGUCGCAAUAUCCCUCUUCUAAUGUCUGUGUCAAGACCGCUCCCAUUGUUGCCAAUACUUGGAAAGAAGGUCAUGUCAGAGUUUUUGCUCUUGAUGCUAAAUUUUCACAGGAAAAUGCAGUAGAAGAUGGUGAUACAAAAACAGAAGAUGGUCUUGAAAGCUUGGAUAGUCAUAAAAUGAUCCGUGUUUGUGAUAAAUUGAUUGACGUUUUUUUGGUAGACAAGCCCACUCCAACAGAUUGGAGAAGAUUAUUAACCUUUAGCAAAGAAUGGGAUUCUAUCCGACCCCACUUUUUUCGACGUUGUCAAGAGAGGGCAGAUAGUGAAGACAACCCUGAAAUGAAACAUAAGCUACUUCGGCUUGGAAGGAAAUUAAAAGAGAUAGAUGAAGAUGUCCAAAGGCACAAUGAACUUCUUAGCGCUGUGAGAGAAUCCCAAGAGAAAAUAGCUGAAGUCGUAGCAAGGCGUCGUAAAGAUUUCAAUAAGGAGUUUUUUGUGCAUCUUCACACUGUAGCUGAAUCUUAUUAUGACGAUCCUGCAGAGCAAAAUGCUGUAGCGAAGCUUGGAAACAUGUGCUUAGCUGCUGUACAAGCUUAUGACACGGCUUCUGAAAGCAUAGAAGCUCUUAAUGCUGCUGAAGUGAAGUUCCAAGACAUCAUCAAUUCUCCCUCCGUAGACGCUGCAUGCAGAAAAAUAGACAGCUUGGCUGCAAAAAAUGAACUCGACUCUACCCUUGUUUUGAUGAUAACAAAAGCUUGGUCAGCUGCCAAAGAAUCAAACAUGAUGAAAGAUGAGGUCAAGGAUGUGCUUUAUCAUUUGUACAAAACAGCAAGAGGUAAUCUUCAGAGGCUAAUGCCAAAGGAGAUUAGGAUUGCGAAGUAUCUUCUAACAAUCGAGGAUCCCGAGGAAACACUUUCCGCUCUACACGAUGCAUUUACCCCUGGAGAGGAGCUUGAAGGAAACGAUGUCGAUAACUUGUACACGACUCCAGAGAAACUCCAUACAUGGAUAAAAGCAGUGGUGGAUGCAUAUAAUUUCAGUCAAGAAGGAACAUUAAUUGGAGAGGCAAGGGAUUUGAUGAAUCCCAAAAUUAUCGAGAAGCUUGAGGCAUUGAACAAGAUUAUUCGAGAUAGAUUUUUGUAAGUAGAAGUGGAAAUUUUUCUCCAUAAUCGAAGGUUAGGAAUAGGAUUGUUCAAAGAUCGACACCCGCAUUUACAUCAUACUUCAAGGUUUAGAAAUCUCGUAGAGCUGGGUUUGCCAUCUCGACAAGAAAGAGAAGAUCAAUCUGCAUAAUAGGACUGUUCAGGGUUUGUUCAAGAUCCACACGAACGUUAUACCUCCGGAUUCAGAAAUCUUGUAGAGCUCAAUCUACCAUCUCGACUCGAAACCAGGUUAAUAUUUAUCUACAUCUAAAAGGAAAACCCUGUAUUUACACUUGAUACUAUGUAUUCUAUACUUACUUUUUCCGGUAUAUCUCGCUCAAGCUAUGAACUCUAUAAAAUACUUUAUCCAUUAAAAAUACUAACUUCAUCCAUUAGAAAUACUA